Messenger RNA from Oncorhynchus gorbuscha (pink salmon), 1046 nucleotides. Its product is annotated as staphylococcal nuclease domain-containing protein 1-like. Gene Ontology annotation, cellular component: nucleus; cytosol. The annotation marks the transcript as partial. Gene Ontology annotation, molecular function: nuclease activity; RNA binding. The transcript has 8 exons. Lineage: Eukaryota; Metazoa; Chordata; Actinopteri; Salmoniformes; Salmonidae. The record is from RefSeq and is a predicted model, not a curated record. Gene Ontology annotation, biological process: mRNA catabolic process.
CCCAAUACUAAUAUUUACUGUGAUGUUCCUCUCUUCCAGGUCUUGUCAGGAUGUGCAAUAAUCGUGAGGGGCCAGCCACGGGGAGGCCCGCCCCCGGAGCGUCAGAUCAACCUGAGCAACAUCCGUACCGGAGCGCUAGCUCGCCGCGCCCCCCAGAGCCAGCCUGACCAAAAGGACACCCCUGACGAGCCCUAUGCCUUCCAGGCCAGAGAGUUCCUGCGCAAGAUGCUGAUUGGGAAGGAGGUAUGCUUCACAGUGGAGGUCAAGACUGCUCUGGGCAGAGAAUACGGCAUGGUGUACCUGGGCAGAGACACCACCGGUGAGAACAUUGCUGAAUCUCUGGUGAACGAGGGCCUCGCCACCGUCCGCAGGGAAGGAAUCCGGGGCAACAAUCCAGAUCAGGCUAGACUGUGUGACCUGGAGGACCAGGCCAAGGCCUCCAAGAAGGGCAUGUGGACGGAGGGCGGCGGCACCAACACUGUACGAGACCUCAAGUACAUAAUCGAGAACCCCCGCAACUUCGUUGACUCCAUGCACCAGAAACCUGUCAAUGCCGUCAUUGAGCACGUGCGCGACGGUAGUGUGGUCCGUGCCCUGCUCCUGCCCGACUACUACCUGGUCACGGUCAUGCUCUCUGGGGUCAAGUGUCCGACGUUCAAGCGUGAGGCGGACGGCACGGAGUCGCCAGAGCCCUUCGCUGCCGAGGCCAAGUUCUUCACGGAGUCGCGUCUGCUCCAGAGGGACGUGCAGAUCAUCCUGGAGAGCUGCCCCAACCAGGUCAUCCUGGGUACCGUCCUCCACCCGAACGGGAACAUCACAGAGCUGCUGCUGAAGGAAGGGUUCGCCCGCUGUGUGGACUGGUCCAUGGCCGUCUACACCCAGGGGGCAGAGAAACUCCGGGCCGGAGAAAAAUCUGCUAAAGAACGUAAAGUGCGUAUCUGGAAGGACUACGUAGCCCCCACAGCCAACAUGGACCAGAAGGACCGGCAGUUUGUGGCCAAGGUAAGAAGACCCUGCAGGCCUGCAUACUACACGGCUUCAGGAGG